Molecule: messenger RNA, 1488 nt
Organism: Penicillium odoratum
Lineage: Eukaryota; Fungi; Ascomycota; Eurotiomycetes; Eurotiales; Aspergillaceae
Product: hydroxyacid-oxoacid transhydrogenase
Exons: 2
Coding region: 1-1488 (495 amino acids)
Cellular component (GO): mitochondrion
Molecular function (GO): metal ion binding; alcohol dehydrogenase (NAD+) activity
Source: RefSeq, a predicted model, not a curated record
AUGGUCUCGCCCGCAAUCCGAGUGGCCCCAUCGGCCGCCAACCGCGCGCUGAAUCUACUGCGUACGGUGCAGUACACCCAUCCACCGAACUGCCCUUGUCACUCCAAUUCCAAUCACCACCAUCAUCAUAAGACUCCUUCAAUGUUGAACAAUGUCCGCCGACACUUAGCGACCCCUGUUGAUCCCUCGCGUGAGAAGGAAUAUGCCUUUGAAAUGGCAGCAUCUAGCAUUCGGUUCGGACCUGGCUCCACCAAGGAAGUCGGCAUGGAUUUCGCAAAUAUGGGCGCCAAGCGUGUUUGCAUUGUGACUGAUUCCAAUGUGGCCAAGCUGAAUGCCAUGAAACAGGCCGUUGAGGGACUCGAACGAGAGGGUAUUCAAUUUACCAUCUUUGACAAGGUCCGGACGGAGCCUAAGGACAGCUCUAUUCGAGAGGCUAUUGCAUUUGCGAAGCCGUAUAAGCCCGAUGCGUUUCUGGCUGUCGGUGGUGGAUCUGUCAUUGACACCGCUAAACUCAUGAAUCUCUAUACAGUUUUCCCGGAAGCCGACUUCCUGGACUUUGUCAACGCGCCACUGGGCAAAGGCCUCCCAGUCACCAAGCCACUACUCCCCCUAGUAGCCGUACCCACAACCGCAGGUACAGGCUCCGAGACAACCGGAACAGCCAUCUUCGAUCUAGUCGAGAAGAAAGCCAAAACAGGCAUUGCGCACCGCGCCCUCAAGCCUACACUUGGAAUCUGCGAUCCCCUCAACACUCGCACUAUGCCAUCAGCCGUCCACGCUGCAUCCGGCCUCGACGUGCUCUGCCACUCACUCGAAUCAUGGACCGCAAUCCCAUACAACGAACGUACCCCACGCCCCACAAAUCCCAUCAACCGUCCUGCCUACCAAGGCGCAAAUCCGAUCUCCGAUAUCUUCUCCCUGCAAGCUCUGCGCAGCACGGUCAAGUACCUCCCCCGUGCAGUGAGAGAUCCCGAUGACCACGAGGCGCAGUCCAAUAUGCUUCUCGCGGCCACUCUGGCCGGUGUCGGAUUUGGAAAUGCAGGUGUUCACCUGUGCCACGGCAUGAGCUACCCCAUCUCCAGCCAGAAUCCUGGCUAUAAACACAGUGGCUAUGAGGUCGAUCAUCCCAUUAUUCCUCACGGUGUGUCCGUCGCAGUUACAGCGCCUGCUGUUUUCCGUUUCACGGCUGCAUCGAAUCCAGACCGUCACUUGGCUGCUGCUGAGGCUUUCGGUGUGGAUAUCUCGAAUGUGAAGCGUGAGAGUGCAGGCGAGGUGCUAGGUGCUGCUAUUGCCGAUUUUUUGCUUAAGUUGGGUGACCAACCGCGUGGUUUGAAAGAUCUGGGAUUCAAGUCCUCGGAUAUUGAUGGCUUAGUUGAGGGGACCCUUCCGCAGAGGCGUGUGUUGAUGUUGGCGCCGAAUUUGAGUGAGGAGCUCCAAGCUGAGAAAAGCGAGCUGAGGCGCCUAUUGGAGGAGUCUAUGGACUACUAG